AUGGAUGCUGGUGCCACCACAGAUGGUGCUGAAGCUACGGAUGGUUCGCGUGAUAUUGAAGAUGUACCCAGUGAUGGUUCCUCAGAUUCAGACGCCGCUGUGCCCAGUGACGGAGUUGUAUCCGCACCCGCGAGUGAAGCCAUUCAUGUCUCUCUGGGUAGCGAAGCAGCUAACGUACUUGGAGCAACUGAAAGUCUCAUCAUUUUUGCCUCUUAUGAUGUUGGAAGCGGCGCCACUGAUGCUGCCGAACCUACCGACGACUCGCGCGAUAUCGUGGACGAAUCUAGCGUAACCUCCAGUGCCGAAAUCACAGAUGACAGUUCCGAAGGUCUCUUAGUCCCACAGUCGGCACAGUCUUUGUGUCCUCCCGAGCACCCAUUUGCGUACUUGAACGGUGUAUUCUGUUGUGCCACUGGUUUGGAUAAUGCCUCACGACCCGUACCUAUCUAUGCUGGCAGCACAAGUUGCCAGGACAACGAAUUCACCCCUUGCCCCAAUGGGACUAACUGUGACAAUGCGUUUGCAGACAUAGCCGAAUCCGACGCUGCUUCUGACACCAACGAU
Messenger RNA from Sphaeroforma arctica JP610, 564 nucleotides. RefSeq lists its product as hypothetical. The annotation marks the transcript as partial. NCBI's taxonomy places the organism in Eukaryota, Ichthyosporea, Ichthyophonida. The transcript has a single exon. The record is from RefSeq and is a predicted model, not a curated record.